Molecule: messenger RNA, 554 nt
Organism: Xiphophorus maculatus (southern platyfish)
Lineage: Eukaryota; Metazoa; Chordata; Actinopteri; Cyprinodontiformes; Poeciliidae
Product: glutathione S-transferase theta-1-like
Exons: 2
Coding region: 16-408 (130 amino acids)
Source: RefSeq, a predicted model, not a curated record
AUCUGUGUUUACAAAAUGUUGGACCACGGCGAGGUUAAAGGUCAGCGUGGUGAUCCCCGGGGGGGCGGGGCUUUGGCUGGUUUGGAUAACAGGUGCAGCAGUGAAGCACCAUGCAGCUCUGUCUGGACCUGCUGUCCCCGCCGUGCCGCGGCCGCUUCCUUGAGAAAAUCCCGUACGAGUUCAGGCUGGUGGAUCUGCUGGCAGCCUCUGGGAGUCGGAGUGGAUCCGUUCCAGGGCCGGCCGGAGCUGACGGCCUGGAGGGAACGAGUGAAGAAGGAGCUGGGAGUGAAACUGUUCGACCAGGCCCACGAGGCGCUGCUGAACUCCAGCGGCCUGCAGCAGAAGAUGCAGACCAACAACACCGAGCUCCAGAAACUCAAACCAAUGUUCCUCAAGUAUUUCCGCUGAGAAAAUGGAAAUAAAAAUCUGAUGUUUGGUUGUUUCAGCAGAACGCCUCCAAACGUUUAAUCUGAAAGAACUGAACCAUCAUCCAGUUAGAGAAGGGAUUAAAACUGGAACUAAGAACUGUUCAAUAAAAACAGGAACAAUAUGAA